GCAGCGCUGUCCCUGCUGCCUGUGCGUCCUCUCGGGCUGCAGCUGACGGCCCCGGUCUCCCUCACUGCUCUGAGGUGCAGACUGUUAAAGAGGUACCCAUAAUAGGUGCAGUAGGGAAAGAUCUCACCAUGGCACCAUCAGGAAGAAAGCAUGGAGGAAAAGCUGGUAAACCAGCACAGGAAGAUCAGACCAUACCUUCUUUUGACUUUGAGGAGGAAAGAAAAGAACUGAGUGGAUCAGAGGAAGAUAUUAGAGAAGGUGACAUACCAGUAAUGGACAAGCAUGGAAAGAAAAGACCUCUGGUGAAUACUCAUGUGGUUCCAGAUGAUGUGGGGGGUGAAGUACAGAAUAUGUUGGAGAGAUUUGGAGCUGACAUUAACAAGGCUCUCUUAGCUAAGAGGAAACGAUUAGAAAUGUACACAAAAGCCUCACUCAAAACCAGUAACCAGAAGAUUGAACACGUUUGGAAAACGCAGCAGGAGCAAAGGCAGAAGCUCAAUCAUGAGUUCUCCCAGCAGUUCCUGACUUUAUUUCAGCAGUGGGAUGUAGAUGUGCAAAAGGCAGAGGAGCAGGAAGAAAAACUAGCGAAUAUGCUUCGUCAGCAACAAAAGGUUUUUCAACAGGCAAGAAUAGUUCAAAGUCAGAGACUGAAGACCAUUAAGCAACUCUAUGAACAAUUCUUAAAGAGCAUGGAAGAGCUGGAGAAGAGCAAUGAAAAUCUUCUGGCCGGUGCCCAAAAUGAACUUCGCAAGGAAAUGGCAAUGUUGCAGAAGAAGAUUAUGAUGGACACUCAACAGCAGGAGAUGGCAACUGUUCGCAAGUCUCUUCAGUCCAUGUUAUUCUGAUGGCUCAGUGGAGGAGCAACUUGUACCUAAGUAACACGAUACAAGUACAGGCAUUAGAAGGAUGUUGGGAUUUAAAUGUUUCAAGGUUCCUAUUAAACUCUUUCCUGGAUUGUUCUAAUCUUGUCUGUUCAGGUUCUAAGAACAUAUCUUAGUAAACUUCUAUAACUGGGGGGCAGUAUGGACCCCAAACCAUUCACUGUCUGUUCAGUUGACUUUUUAUAAUUUCAUAUCCACUUCCACUAGCAUUAGACUUUAAAUAGUUUCAUUUUUUUUAUACCAAAUUGUAACAAGGGGAAAAAUUAAUGAAACAUGCAUUGCCCAGAUUUUACGUAAUAACUUGAGGCCUUUAGGUACAUUGUGCAAAUAGAAGCAUUUCUAACAAGCUGCAGAUUGUCACAGUUUCAAUUAGCCUGCUGAUAUAUUAGCUGUUAUAAAAAUUCACAGAGUAUGACAUAGCUCAGACAGAAUUGUUUAAUGAUAUGUAUUAUGGUAAAUUAAAGUAAAUUUUGUUAACUCUUUUGUUAGUCUAGACAUUGCACUAUCUCUGUAUUAGUACGAGAUUUAUAAACUGUUGUAAUUUGUCCAGAAAAUGUGUUGGUUUUUUUUUUUUGAGUUAAAUUAUGAGCUUAAUGUAUCUGCUCAAGUAACAAUAAUUAAACAUUAUGCAUUUUGGGGUCUGCUUUCUGUAGAACCACUGCUAGAAGAAAUUUACCUCAUUUAUUUAGUACAGGCUAUUACAAGCCUUUGAGAUGGAAUAUUAUUUUUUGCAAUUCCAAAUGACUAGCAAUUUAGGGAGACCUGAUUUUUAAGGAUAAAGCAUUUAUCUUUCAUGUAUCUCAUUAGAGUAAAUAAGUAUAAAAUAAACAAUUGGCUUAGUGCACAUGCAGUUUGUUUUUACAGAAAACCAUUACACCUGAAUAUCUACUUUUAAGAAUUAGAUAGUUGCCAAUAUAUUUAAUGCUUUGAUUUAAUACAACAGUAGAAAAAAAAAACCAUCCACACACCCACACACACCAAAUGUGAUGUUGUCACAACAAUGUGUUUCAAAACCAUAUUUUUCUUCUCAGCCUACGAGCAUUUUGAGUCAAGUCAUUUGAUGGUGGUUCUCCAGGUCUGGAAGCCACAUUAGUGAUGGCUAACUUGCAGUAACUUCAGCUGUUUGGUUAUAAUGAGUAUAGAACUCCUUGUUCUGCCCCUGCCAGAAUUCAGGACAGGAGCAAACAUGGGAGUUACACUGAUGCAUGGGGGAUAUGGGCCUCUCAUGGUAACCAGUAACAAUGCUGCUUUGUCAUUACUGAGUCUCAGCCCUCUAAGGCCAGUGACAGGAGGCUAUGAAACAGGUCACAGGUUCUGCUUCAGAUCUUCAGCAGGAGCUUAUUUGUUAGCAUUACCUCCUGCCUCUGGUUUUAUUUGUUAGUAUUGAGUCAUGGUUCUGGUUUUCUGAGUGAUUUCUGCACUAGUCUCCUAUCAUCCAAAUACCUCAACCAUAUCCUCAAAACUACUUAUACCUGCUAUGCCAGGACAGUUUUGACCACUGUGGAGAACUCACUCAUUUCACUCCUAAGAUACUGCCUGUGUCUUUUCAUCAGGAGGUAAAUUUGCUUACUGUAUUCAGCUAAAGUAAAAUGGUCAUUACCAUCUUCUUUCCUAUUUGACCAUGGCCUGGGUUCAGGCUAAAUUCUUUGAGGAUGCUGUGUCAUUUCCAGCCUCAAAGAGCAGUAGUAGGAUUCAUUCUGAAUUUAUAUUAGUCACUUGGAGUUACAAGCAGUAACUGUUACAGUUACAGAUCCUCAAAAUGAUCAUUAUAUUCUUCUUAGGCAGGAGGGUGGUGGAUGCUAUUUUAUUUCCUCCAGACCAGCAGACAAUAUACCACUUUAAAAGUUCCUUGAAUGCCUCAGAAGUAUUUUUGAACCAAUAAGCAGGUAGGAAGCUGCACUGGUAGUAUUUUUAAAACAAACCAUGGCAUUCUUUAUUGGACAGUUCAGGAAGGACUUCAUUAACUCAGAAGCUCAGGUACAUAUCAGCAACUGGAAGGAGUAAUGCACACUUACAUUCAACAGCUUUUUACAUAAACUACAUAUUCAAGUAGUAUCUCUUGAAAGGAGCUUAUAUAUGGUGUUUGUGUGCAAGUAAUCAAUUUUUCAUUCAGCUUUUCUAUAAUGGCAACAGCCCUCUUUUUAGAUAUGUUAUGUUACCCAGGGGGUCUGUUCUUAAAGGAAGAAAGAAGCUGAUAUUGGGCCUGAGUUCCUGUUUUGGAGAGUUUUACAUUAUGGUUCAGUUUUGUGCCCUUUUGUUUGGAUAAAGUACAGUAGCAGCUACAAGACAAUAGGAUCAAUUGUAAGGUAAAUGAACACAGGGAUAGCACAAAGACCAGAGAGGGAAAUACAGAAGGGUGGGCUGCAGUGCUGGAGCCACAGGCUUUGGAGUUUAUCAAUGAACUUUGUCCUUCACUUGCAUAGGCUCACAGAUACAAGUUAGGGUGCCUAAAGUCAGUCCUGUCCUUACACAGCUACCUGUAGUCUAGAUAAGGAUGAAGUACACUGAGACUGACCUUACUGUGACCACAGAACCAGAAACUGGCCUUGAAGGAAAGUGCAAGCUAAAGUUUCAUGUGGUAGCAGUAGCUUAUGUACUUAGAUUCUAGUGAAUGCAUGAAUUCUAAAGGCACUCAUAACAGUACUUUGAAUCAAAGCUGUACCUCCUUUAUCUACUGAUCCAACAGCUUGUUAAUUAGAAGUACCAGAGGAGAGACUGAGUGAUUUUUAGGUCAUGGCUGCCUCCUUUUACCAGUCUUAAUAAUGCAGGAUUGAAUCCAUUGGUACAUCUGACAACCACUUCAGAGCAGUUCUAACAAAACUUUAGAAGCUAAUGCUACAAGAUUAGACAUGAAAUUCCUCUUCAGUUCUGGCUGGUAGCACCUUGCUUUGCAUCUACAUUCACCAGAAGAGAAGUACAAAAUUAAAGUCACCUAAUAGGAAAUGGCAACAUUUUCAAAUGUAGUAUUUGUGGUCUGAAACACAGGGAAAUACAUACUGGUUCAAAAGUACAACAGCAUCUGCAGAACUUUGUACCUACUAAUUCUAACAUCUGGUAAUGUCUGAAACACAGUCAACUUUCUCAUAAAACUGUUUUCUUCAAAAGCUUUAUCUGUCUUCCCAAAAACACAGAGGCUGCUUCAUUCCCCUAACUGCUUCUUCUCUUGUCCUUGAUCUAUUUAAUCAG
Melospiza georgiana is the source of this 4067-nucleotide messenger RNA. It is a transcript of the gene SYCP3, whose product is annotated as synaptonemal complex protein 3. The coding region runs from base 129 to 845 and encodes 238 amino acids. Lineage: Eukaryota; Metazoa; Chordata; Aves; Passeriformes; Passerellidae. The record is from RefSeq and is a predicted model, not a curated record. The transcript is spliced from 10 exons. Gene Ontology annotation, biological process: meiotic cell cycle; spermatid development. Gene Ontology annotation, cellular component: synaptonemal complex.